AUGGUCCUACGGUGCUUUGGCCACGCCCACCAGUGCCGGCCGCAAGGUGCGGCCGUGAAGCUUGUAGCCCACUUUGGUCACCACGGCGACACUGCCGGGCUCCUUGCCCUCGAUGGGGGCGUGGAAGAGCGCCUCGUGCUCGUACGGAUCGAACUUCUGGCCUUCCGGGUUGAGCUUGACCAGGCCGUGCUUGGUGAACACCUUCUGGAUCUGGAUCUCGGUCAUCACCAGGCCGUCGUACAGGUUCUUCAAGUGGGGGUUCUGGCUCGUCACCUCCUCUUUGGGCACGCUCUCCGUGGCCUUCUCCAGGAUGUCGGCCACCUCCAACAGGUCCUUGCAGAAGCCCUGGAUCCCUGGAGAGGAAGAGAUCCGGGUUUUCACAUGACAACGUUUACAGACGGUCACUGGCUCUUCUCCUCCAUCAGGGCUUUCUCCCCCGCGCUGUGCUCCGGCUUUUCCGACUCCUCCGGUCCCGGGCCAUUCUUCUGCUGGGUGGCCGUGCACAGCAGUCUUGGAGACACUCUGGGUAAUGCUAUGUAUACAUAUCUAUCUUCCACGCGCAUCAGCAGUAUCUCCAUCAGUCUCCGCGGCACGGGCACUACUACUACGGCGCAAAGCAUGGCACCUUUGCGCCACGACGAACCGCUCUCCGCCGCGACGCAACUCUGCGUCCUUCUGCUGACCGCCUCGGCCUGGAUGGCACCGCUGCCGGGACCCGUGCGCGGCGACAGCGGGGGGGCUUUAAACCGGCGCGCCGGGGAGGAUGUUACGCUCAACACGGGCGGCGGAGGGAGAGGCUCCCCGCCGCCGGGCUCGCGGACGGGGGGCUCUACACCCCCCCCUCUCCUCCGCCUCAGGAGAGCCUCGUCCUGGGAUAAACAGCUGUCCCUGCUCAGCAGCUCGUUCGUGCUCAAGGGAGACGCGACCCACAACCAGGCGAUGGUCCACUGGACAGGAGAGAACAGCAGCCUAGAAAAUGAGUCCGCGGGGAUCCUUGCGCUGGAGCACAGCCUGCCAGUUGGAUCUCCUCGGCAAUUAACACGGCGUGGGGGGGGGGGGCGGGCGCCAAAAGGUCGACGGGACCCGGUUCAUCCCGGCCUAAUAAACACGGGCCAACGCUUCUCCGAAAUUCCCAAAAGACCGGCGUCACCCGGUCCGGCUGGGCAACCAACCACCAGUGGAAACACGACAGGGCGUCUCCAGGACAUUGUCAAAACGGGCUCCGGGCUUCCUGUCACGGAUGAGCGGCCUCUGUCCCGCACUGAUGCUCGUGACGAGCCCCUUGCUCCAGGAUCUGUAAAAGCUAAAAAGGUCAACUUCAUGGCAAGCGGACUGGAGCAGCCUCUAAGUUCAGGCAUGAUCACAUGA
Molecule: messenger RNA, 1368 nt
Organism: Menidia menidia (Atlantic silverside)
Lineage: Eukaryota; Metazoa; Chordata; Actinopteri; Atheriniformes; Atherinopsidae
Source: the annotation of a GenBank genome assembly